Molecule: messenger RNA, 2264 nt
Organism: Mya arenaria
Lineage: Eukaryota; Metazoa; Mollusca; Bivalvia; Myida; Myidae
Product: heat shock 70 kDa protein 12B-like
Exons: 9
Coding region: 210-866 (218 amino acids)
Molecular function (GO): ATP binding; ATP-dependent protein folding chaperone
Source: RefSeq, a predicted model, not a curated record
AUGCCCCCGAUGGUUCCAUAUCUCACCAAGUUGCCUAUGUACCAGGAAGAAUCCACCUUCACCCCAGAACAGAAGCUGAGACGAGUGACGGGCUAGGAAAUAGAACAGAUUCAUGUAGGUCCGCGUUGUUAUGUGCUGCAAUUGACUUCGGUACCGCAUACACGGGCUAUGCAUUCUCCUGGCAAAACGAUCAUAAACGCGUGUUCACAAUGACCACCGAUGAAGGGUCCUCAAAGGUUCCAACAAUGGUACUAUUUGACCAGAACAAAAAGUUUCAUUCGUUUGGCUACGAAGCACAAAACAAAUAUGAAAAACUAUUAAGCCGAGACAACCAUAGGGAAUGGUACCUGUUUACGGAUUUCAAAAUGACGCUUUUUCAAUCAAAGGAGCUUAAAGAAAAUACACCGGUGAAAGAUAUUCAAGAGAAAAUAGAAAUGCCCGCCAUUGAUGUUUUCGCCAAUGCAAUAGGAUUCAUUAAAAACAAGCUUCAAGAAGAUCUCGACAAGCGAGACAGUGGCAUUCGCGAGAGUGACAUACAUUGGGUUCUUACAGUGCCAGCAAUAUGGAAUGAUUCCGCAAAGCAGUUUAUGAGGAAUGCAGCUAUAAAGGCUGGAAUAUUAGAUGAAAUGCUUUCUUUAGCGCUAGAACCUGAAGCAGCUUCAGUAUACUGCAUGGAAUCGUUUCCUUGCGUUGGUAAAGUAGGAACGAGAUACAUUAUACUUGAUCUCGGCGGUGGUACGGCGGACAUAACAUGCCACAAAGUUGUAGAAGGUGGUUUAAAGGAGUUAAAAGGACCGGAAGGUGGAAGGUUUGGUGGAACAAAUGUAGACAAAAAAUUUAUAAAACUAAGAAAACUACUUGAAUGAGUUUUGGGAAAUGAUGGCCGACUUUGAGAUGUCCAAAAGAAAAUUUGAUAACUUAGAGAAUGAUCAACUGAUAGUCAAGUUUCCACCGCGACUUUAUGAAAUUUAUGGAGAACAUGAAAGUAUCGAUGAUGUUUUGCAGAAAGCAGGCUGCUCUGAAGACAUCAAAAUAAAACAGGGUAAAAUGCGUAUUUUAAAAGACAAAGGACAAUGGAUAUUUGAUGAAACAAUAGAUCAAGUUAUCGAAAGAACUCAAUCCCUUCUUAACGCGCUUGAAGAUGUUGACUAUAUAGUAUUAGUUGGCGGGUUUUCAGAGUCAAAAUACCUUCGAACGAGAAUGAAGGCUGAAUUCGGGGAUAAAGUUGUAGAGCCUACAGAACCAAGAACUGCUGUUAUGAGAGGAGCCGUGUUGUUUGGCCACAAUCCAGCUGCUAUACAAACAAGAGUUUCAAAGUAUACCUAUGGUAUCGCAACAAUGAAACAUUUCGAACCAGGAUUACAUUCAGAACAGAAGCGUAUCUUGAUUGGUGGGCGUGCGUAUUGCGAUGACAUCUUUGAAAAGCAUGUAACUAUUGGACAAGAGAUAAUUGUCGGACAAAGCAUGAAAGAGAUUACCUAUCAUCCAACUAUAGCCAAGCAGACGCAAGCUACCCUGCAGGUGUUCGCAAGCUCAAAAGAAGAUCCCGAGUAUGUGACCGAUGAGGGUUGUCAGCAUGUUGGCUCACUGCUUGUGGAAAUGGACACAGGCGGCAACAGGAACUUUAAAAUCAAAGUUAAGCUGAUAUUUGGUGGGACCGAAAUACAGGUUAAAGUCCGGGAUGAACAUGGAAUUGUGAUAAAAGACGCCAAGAUGAAGUUCUUAGACUAGUUCGACCAAUAUGACUUUGGUGACCGUUAUUUAAUUGGAUAUAUAUUUUGACAACACUUUGACUUCCUCAUUAAUCUCAAUAUUUUUUUUAUUUAAACCAUGCUGACAGGACCGCUAUAAGCGCGUGAAAAAUUUCGUGAACAUAACAAAAUACAUAUUAAGGUAAAUAAUUAUUAGCAGUUGAAAGACUUCACAAAUGAUAGUUGGCAACAGCUUAUCUUUUAGACAAAGUUCCCCAAAGUCCAGGAAAAGUGAUUGAAAAGGAAAUCAAUGCAAAUACAUGUAAGGCUGAAUACUGCUAUAACGAAAAACAAAUUAGUAUGCCCGAAAUAUGAGACGUGACUGUAUAUCUAAUAACUUUAGAAUAGUUUUGUUGCAAUUUUGAACAUUAUGCAUGUAUUAAAUUUUAUAUAUUUAUUCAGUUUCUGGUCUGAAAUAUUCUUUACAAAUUAUUUGAAUGAAUGUGUUACAUUUGUACAUGUAAGUACAUAUUAUAUUUUUAAUCGGAAUUUAAUCAAAGUAAUAAUUUGAAA